AUCCUCUGUCAGCCCAAAGGGUGGAGUGGCUCUUUGAAAGCACAGUCUGAAGGGAUAGGCUGCGGAAAGGAUUGGUCUGCAACGAUAGUUUUUUGGAGACCAUGGUUUUAAUUAGACAGCAUUUUAUAAUUCGAUUACUUUUGCAUUAUGUAAUGGAGUUGUUGGGGUAGUUACUUUGUGGAGUUGCUUGUAGUUUUGUGUUCUUUGUAAUAUUUCAUUACGUUGCAUAGUAUUUGUAUCACAUAUCUUAUAUCAUUACGUUGACUUUUUAUUUAUUUAUUAUUUUAUUUAUUGAUCAAAUCAGAGAGAUGUAAGUUGUCUUGAGAACAUCCUCGGAGUUUAAGCACCGUACAUCAGCGGAUAUCAUGCAGGGUUUACGUAUCCGCGCGGCGCGUAAAAGCGAGUGGCUGCAAUGCGCUCUUGCGCACCACUUCAACCCAGAUCCCGGUGUGGAAAACGAGAUCGUGGUCUUGGCCACCGGUGUGGACCAGUAUCUCCAGGAAGUGUUUCAUCACUUGGCCUUUUAUAACGGUGAUAAUCUCGUGACGAAUGAGGACUUUAGGAUUCUGUGUUUAGUUUUGGGAAUCUCCAAAUACGCAGAGACAGAGAACGGCGUAUCUGAGCAUGAAGACAUGUGUUGCAAACUUCCUCGGGCGCUUAACUUCAAAGAGUUUCAUGCACGGCUUUGUGGAUCUUUCUCCGUUAAAGCGCAGGACGGGAAGACUGGAGCUCGCCUCGCGGUUAGUGAAGAGACGGAACACAUCGAGAGGGAGAUCAGACUCCGGCAUCCCCGAGUCCGGAGGAGAAAGUGUGUGAGUUUUGAUCUAUCUAAAGAUGAUCCGAACCGAAGGAGGUCGAUAAGAGAACCAGGACUGUCACAGAGCUCAGCUGUGGAAUGCAGGAAAACCACAGUGAAUAUGAAUCCUCAUGUAAGAAGACAGGAGCAGCUAGAGCUGGAAAACGCCAGUCUGCGCGAGCUGGUGGAGGACCUGCGCUCGGCGCUGCAGAGCAGCGACGCACGGUGCAUGGCACUGGAAGUGGCGCUCCGCCGAAAACAAGUGCCACCCCAACAUACUCCUGCCGGCACUCCAGAGAGACAAGACUGUAACGUCGGAGCCAAAGUAAAAAGCAGACAAUCCAAACACACGGAACGGGAAAGCAGAAGAUCCACUAAAGACCUCUUGCGAGAGCUGGAACUGAUCCGUGCCUCUCGUGACGGACAGCUGGAGGAAGCUAUGAGGUUUAACCAGAGGUUAGAAGAGGAGCUGAUGGGAGCUUAUGAGGAGCUCGGCCGGAUGCAGGAGAUGGUAGAGAGUGUCAGGAGAGAAAACGCCCGCAUCAAAAAGAGGGCGGAGGAGGCGAGAGGGGCCCUGGCCGCGGGGUUGGAACGUGUCAGGGCCUUACAAGACCAGGCCCAACAAACAGACCGGCUUCGAGAACAAGUCCAAAGUCUAGAGGAGCAGCUGGAGACGUUCAGGACCCAGUGCACCUGCAGGGAGCUAAAUGUGAACAGGACAGAGAAGCUAGAGGAGAAUCAGUUUCAAGUCUUCAGUAAAAGAGAAGAGGGUCUUCAGAGGUCAGUUGAGGGUCGGGCAGCGUCUGAUGAGGAAGAGGAUGAAAGGAGCGUAGAUGAAGGGCAGUGCUGCCUCCUGGAGGUGAAACGCUUGAUCAACAGAUUACACAGCUGUGCCAAAGGGUGUCAGAAAACUGCUAUCUGUCACUGGCUUGUCUCUCAAAGCUCAGCCCAUUGCAGAGAACUUCGAGGAUCACCUGGAUUGAGAGAAUUUAGGGGGAGAGUCUGGAUUCCUGGUGCAGACGAGGAUAGAAAUGAAUCAAUGAGGAUACAGAAGACAGAGCCGGAUGGUUUAAGACAAGACGUUCAGAUGGUGGAGACGGAGAGAAUGCAUCAUUCACUGCUGCAGCUACAGCAUAAAAGAAUUCCACGAAGGGCCUUGGGAAAAAUUCUGAUCGACACACUGGAUCUGUGUAGCAGGAAAAGCCACGACUGUACUCCAGUGUUUCAGGUAGUGGACACAUUGUGUCAACAGCUUCUCUCCAGUGACCUCAUGGAUGGAGGAGAAGAGGUCAGUGUUGGUUCGCAACCCUCUUUGAGAAAGACGUCCAGUUCCAUUCUGAUGUCCUGCUGAGAACAGUACAGAUCUGUAGACCAUCCGUACACCAAAGGCCCACAUAAAGUGUGUUUUAUAUAAAGUAAAAAAAUAUAUAACGUUUAGAAAAACUACAAUCUAACAUUUCAUAAUUAUGUCAUGGAAUGUGGUCAAUACAAGGUUAACAAACCAACAUUUGAUCCCGAAUCAGUUUAGGCUAAAUCUGCAAUCCUAAAACAUAUUCUGGGAUAUAUCUACAUUUUAUUCAUUUUAUUUAUUUCAUUUAUUUAUUGCUUAGUAUAAAAUAAACAUAAAUGCUAUAACAUUGUUAACAGGACAGACCUCACAUAUAAUAAAUAGCUCAUAUAACAUUAAGUUUGACCAAAAAAACCUUAAUUUGUGUAAAUGUAACUUUUUUUUUAAAUGUUUAUUUUAUUUUCUACCCUGUUAAUGGAAAGUGCAUUAGAUCAUUUUGUGUAAUGUCUGCCAGGGAAGCCUGUUCUCGUGCUCUAGAUUAUUUGUAGUUUUUAGACAAUCCAACAGCAUAUUAAAAACGACAUGCACUGCUACAUGUACAGCUGUGUCACAUAGCUCUUAAUCUCUCUGACAAAAUCAUUUUAUUGUGUAUUUAUGAUAUUACUUCAAACAAUAAUACUCCAGUAAAACAAAUACAUUUUGUGCAAAACAUUUUCUUUGUCACGUUUCAGCUUGUAGUUCAUCAUCAUGAUGUGAAUGUCAGUGUGUACAGUAUCUUGUGGAAUGUCACUCAUUGCAUGCGAUGGUGUCAUUUCUGUAAUCCACGGUUACAAUGUGUCAUCUCAUUAAGAUGAGAGCAGGACAAAGCAUUUCUUUAUGAAAGGAGUUCAGAGAGCUGAUAUUGAUACAUUUAAUACAAAGACAAGAUGGAUCACCUUUUAAUAAUACAGUAACAGAAAACCAUUUCAGGUUGUUUAUUUUAAUAAUGUUGGUUCCAACCUAUUGCUGUAUCUGUAUAAUCUACACAGUGUUGGGUAAAUUAGUCUGAAAAAGUAAUUCAUUACUAGUUACUAAUUACAUAUUCAAUAGUGUAAUUAGAUUACUGUACAAAUAGUAUUUCAUUGCUUAUUACUAAUUACUUUCUAUAUCCUACAUCAACCUUGAUUAGAAUUGAUUCAAGGAUAGACAUGAAACGGCUCUUUUAAUUCAUUCAAAUUAAUAAUAAAUAACUACAUAAAUUAUUCUUAUUAACUGACCAAAGUAUUACAAAUGUGAGAAGGAUACAUUAAAGCGUACAUUUUAAAGUUAGACUUAUCAUUUUGAUGCCAUUUCCACGAUUGAAUAUAUUACACAGUAUUUAGUUCAAUUACAUCAGAAGUAACUGUAAUUAAAUUACAGACAAAAUAAGAGUAAUCCCUUACUUUACUUUGUCCAGGGGGAAAGUAAUUAAAUUACAGUAAUUAAUUACUUAGUAACUAGUUACACCCAACACUGAUAAUCUACUGUAUGUAAAUUAAUGAUAUGCACUUAAGACACAUUAGAAUACAAACUGACUUAAUUCAUGCAAUGGGAAUUACCUUGCUGGUUAAAAGAUAUUACAAAAAAAAUGAAAAAGUGAAAGUUAUGCAUAAAGCUUAUUCUUUUUUCUUUUUAUGUCACUGGUUUUCAUCUCUAAUACAAUGACAUUUUUAAUGUGAGUGAUCCAAAAGGCUACUGAACAUUU
Triplophysa rosa is the source of this 3807-nucleotide messenger RNA. Its product is annotated as EF-hand and coiled-coil domain-containing protein 1. The record is from RefSeq and is a predicted model, not a curated record. Lineage: Eukaryota; Metazoa; Chordata; Actinopteri; Cypriniformes; Nemacheilidae. The coding region runs from base 366 to 2147 and encodes 593 amino acids. The transcript is spliced from 8 exons.